GACCCUCGGAACACCUCACAAUUCCCAAAGUAAAAGCCCAUCUACUGUACUGUACUUUUUGCAAUGGCUUUUUCUCACCCUACUAUCUCCAACGACAAGUGGGCAGCUGUGGCUGGUACUGCCUUUGCUGGCAUUGCCACAGGAUGCCUUACGUUUGUAAGCUUUGUGGAUGCGCGCAGUUUUCUUACUCAUGUGGACAAGAAUGAAAACGAUCUGAUCCAACGACAUUUCCCCGUGUGGUGGCCCAAUGGUCGUGAUCUCAUGGUGCCAGUCCUCUUGAGUGGCGCGGCAUCCAAUACGUUGGCCUAUCUGCGAACAAACCACGUGCAUUUUGCUAUUACCGCGGGGCUGUUGGGUUUGAUUGGUCCCUACACCGCCAUUAUUUUGGGCGAAGAUAUUGAAGCUCUGCGCCAAUCCGAUCUGAAAGAAGUGGGAGAGACGGCCCGAAGCUUCUGCAAUCUACAUCACCCCAGGCUCAUUGCUGCGGCUGCUGGCUUUGGAUUGGCCUUGGUGGCACUGGCAGAUCUUUGAUUGAUGUAUACCAGUAGCGGUACCGUUAGAACGCGAAUGAAUCGAAUCGAAUCUUUUAGUUUCUAAAAGGCCGCUCUCUACCCAAGGGACUAAAGUAGCGACUAAAGGUUUCCUUUAGGUGGUUGUUUAGUUCAAGAUUUAGUCAUUAUCCUUUAG
Messenger RNA from Seminavis robusta, 687 nucleotides. NCBI's taxonomy places the organism in Eukaryota, Bacillariophyta, Bacillariophyceae, Naviculales, Naviculaceae. The record is from the annotation of a GenBank genome assembly.